Glycine soja is the source of this 1389-nucleotide messenger RNA. RefSeq lists its product as uncharacterized. Lineage: Eukaryota; Viridiplantae; Streptophyta; Magnoliopsida; Fabales; Fabaceae. The record is from RefSeq and is a predicted model, not a curated record. Bases 165 to 956 code for a protein of 263 amino acids. The transcript has a single exon. Gene Ontology annotation, molecular function: protein binding.
GUGCUGAAUCAACUAGGCUCCAUCCACCUUUUUCACCAACCCGCAUCACAACCAUCCAACGGCGCAAAAACCUUAGAAGGUGAUUGCACCAUUGCACUCUACCGCACCAGAAAACUUUCCAUCUCCCUUAUCCUGUGCUCGCUACGGCCGCCACUGUAACCACAAUGACGGAAGAGCCUGAAACCAAUCCACCGCCGCCGGAACCUCCAAUCCCAUCCGCACCGGCCGCCGUGGAAGAAACGGCAGCUCCGGUUACGGCAACAACGUCGCAACCAAGCGCUGAAAUCGUCGUCCCUCUUGCGUUAGCUCCGAAGCGGCAGCGCCGUCCAAGCGUUCGUCUAGGGGAGAUCGGCGACCAACGUGCCUCCGCACACGGCCACGAAUUGCACAUGCGACGCCCGAGCAUGCCGCCAUGGAGCUGGCGUACUCCGAAGGAAUCUUCAAGAACCUCAAAAGCGCGCUCCGUGACGAACCUCGCGAACGGCGGCGAAGAGUUCGGAAACAGCAACAGCCGAAGAGGGAAAGCAAAACGAGGACCAGCGACAAAGAGAUUGAGAACAAAUUGGGCUCCGACAGCAACAAUCGACGAAAACGGUGACGAAGAAGGUUUCAGGGAUUUUGAACACGAACACGAACAGAGUCCGGUGCACUCGGUGGAGGACAACGGAGUGGAUUAUUGGCACGUGGAUCGGAACGAGGAUCCUAGGGUUAGGGUUUCGGAAAACGACGGCGUUGAAUCGGAGUCGCGGGAACGGAGGAAGAGCGAUGGAGUGAGGUCUUGGCUUUACGAGUUAGGGUUGAGUCGGUAUGCGCCUAUGUUUGAGAUCCAUGAGGUCGAUGAUGAGUUGCUUCCGAUGUUGACUUUGGAGGAUCUCAAGGAUAUGGGGAUCAAUGCUGUUGGUUCAAGAAGGAAAAUGUACACUGCAAUCCAGAAGCUGAGGAAAUGCUUGCUGUGACCACAUGAUCAAAUCAAGAUGAAUGUAUGUAUAUGUAUAUGUAUGUGUAGUUUUUCUUUGUUCUGGCUUUCAAAUGUGGAUAGAAAAACGCAUGUAUGUAAUGUAUGCAUGUACAAGAGUUUUUGGUUAUCUUUGCUUUCUGGUUGAAAUUUCUUGAUGGCAUGUUUUCUGUGUGAUUUUGUCGCCUAAUCGAAAUAGCUGCUUACCUGAUCUGAAGGUUUCUUGAACAUGGGAGAAUAAUGAAUCUGAUGCUGAAUAUGUUUUCAAAUAAUGUGCAAUUUAAUGCUCAUUUAGCUUCUGGUUAAGCUGAGGAUUGAUGAGGUUUUGUAAAAUAGAAAUGAGAAAUAUGUAGUGUAAUUAAGUUGUCCUAUAGUUUAUAACUUGUGUAUUCUGUGUCCCUUCGAGCGCUGUUAUAUUGAAAAAUGUUUGUUCA